AAAAAAUCAACACACGCAAUCAGUCACACACACACACAACUUCAGAUCUACUUCAAUUCCCCCCACUUUUUUCAAUGUCAAAUUUUAUCAACAGUCUCAAUUCCGGUUAGAUCUAAAAUCAACAUAUUACACGAUACAAAAUGGGCGCUUCAGAAUCCGUACAAUUAGCAGCAGAUGAUGAUGAAGAAGAAGAAGAAGAAGACGAACAACACCAACAACUACAAACACACACACAAAACCAACAGACAAACAACAUCCGACAUAUCCUUAGCAACAACAACAAUAGUAGCAACGAAAAUUUAAUGAAAAAAAACGUUGAACAGGAACCAGAGCUACUGCCAUGUCACGCAUCCGCAUCACCAUUAUCACCACAACCAUCAUCAUUUGGCACACCCAGGUUACCCCCAUCAAUCAAGGUGUGGGACCCAUGCCAUGUUUUGUCCCCACCUCCCCAAUUCAGUGACGUCAUGUUUGAUGAUUAUGCUAAUAAUAGGAUUGAGGUAUAUUUGAUAUGUGAAGGUGAAUGUGAUGUGAAUUUAAGGCCUGAUUUGGUAUCUGGGAGAUGCCCAGAAGCUCUUUUGACUGUGAAUGGGAGAAGGCAAGCGAGAGCUCUGGCUGUGUUUUUGAAAUCUCAAGGGAUUGGGUUUAACGCGGUUUAUUGUUCUCCGUUGGAUCGUGCUCGAUCCACUGCCCUUCCCAUUUGUCAGGAGAUGAAUUUCUCAGAACACUUGAUACAGUCAUCAGAUGCGUUACAGGAGAUGAGUCAUGGACUGUGGGAAGGCUGCCUGCGUUCCGAUGUAUACACCCCUGAAAUAUUAACUUUAAAGGAAAGACUCCAACCUGAUUUCUGUCCACCUUCCGGAGAAUCUCUCCGCCAAGUGGAAUUCCGAAUGCUCCAAUUCUUAAAUGGAACACUCGUGUCUUUGCCAGAUAAGCUUCAAUCUAGUUAUUCACCCACGGUAGAGGGACCUCCAUGGGAUCUGUUGCAAAGACCCAAACAAAUAUUUGCAAGAAAGAAAUCUGGUAAAAGCAGAUUACAAAUGGUGACGACAAACGGAGAUCUUGAAGCAGAUGAUGAAAUGUCUCCACGGGACCCACCUAACCAUCAUGGUGGGCUUAAUGGCAGAAUCACCAGUAGUCCAUGUUUUGUAGCAUCUUCGUGCGUAGGUGUGUUUAGUCACUCGGUACCUAUUAAAUGUCUGUUGACUGGUGUUCUUGGCUGCAGCCCUAUGAUGGCGAACAAGAUGUGCAUAGAUGAUUCGUCUGUGACGGUAUUGCAACAUUCUUGGAAAACGGGUUGGCAGAUUAAAAGAUUAAAUGAUACUUCCCACCUUAGACUUAUGUAGUAGGUGAUUCUUUCAAUUGUGUAAUAUGGCAUGAAACAUUUAUUUAUGAUGAUGGUUGGCUUGUUUGUAUACUUUCACAUCUUGAUCUGGAUGAUACUUGUAAUGAGAAAUAUUUUUGUUAUGGAAA
Erigeron canadensis is the source of this 1473-nucleotide messenger RNA. RefSeq lists its product as uncharacterized. The coding region runs from base 141 to 1346 and encodes 401 amino acids. The record is from RefSeq and is a predicted model, not a curated record. NCBI's taxonomy places the organism in Eukaryota, Viridiplantae, Streptophyta, Magnoliopsida, Asterales, Asteraceae. The transcript has 2 exons.